CAAGGAACACCACAAGCUGUGACGUCACCACCUAAGUACAGCAGACGUAGAAACUUCCCUUAGUCCUCUAAUAAGCUAUCUUCCACCAUGGCAUCUCUACUGAAGACCAUGUCAAUUUUCGCCGUGAUGCUCUGCAUCGCUGUAGGCUUCGCUGAAGCUUUUCCCACAGCAAUAAACGGAACCUCCGGAAAUUCGACACUGGGCGCUAUUCUCUCCUCUGGGAAUUCAACGAGCGGAAACUUUUCUAGAGCUUUCGCUUUCAACGCUUCAAGUGGAAACUUCACAGGUGGAAACUUUUCUAGAGCUUUCGCUUUCAACGCUUCUAGUGGAAACUCCUCAAGUGGAAACUUUUCUAGAGCUUUCGCUUUCAACGCUUCUAGUGGAAACUCCUCAAGUGGAAACUUUUCUGUCUUUGCUGGAAACUUCACAGGUGGAAACUCCUCAAGUGGAAACUCUUCUGUCUUUGCUGGAAACUUCACAGGUGGAAACUCCUCAAGUGGAAACUCUUCUGUCUUUGCUGGAAACUUCACAGGUGGAAACUCCUCAAGUGGAAACUCUUCUCUCUUUGCUGGAAACUUCACAGGUGGAAACUCCUCAAGUGGAAACUCUUCUGUCUUUGCUGGAAACUUCACAGGUGGAACUCCUCAAGUGGAAACUCUUCUGUCUUUGCUGGAAACUUCACAGGUGGAAACUCCUCAAGUGGAAACUUUUCUCUCUUCGCUGGAAACUUCACAGGCGGAAACUCCUCAAGUGGAAACUCUUCUGUCUUUGCUGGAAACUUCACAGGUGGAAACUCCUCAAGUGGAAACUUUUCUGUCUUUGCUGGAAACUUCACAGGUGGAAACUCCUCAAGUGGAAACUCUUCUGUCUUUGCUGGAAACUUCACAGGUGGAAACUCCUCAAGUGGAAACUUUUCUCUCUUCGCUGGAAACUUCACAGGUGGAAACUCCUCAAGUGGAAACUCUUCUGUCUUUGCUGGAAACUUCACAAGUGGAAACUCUUCAAGCGGAAACUUCACAGGUGGAAACUUCACAGGUGGAAACUUCACAAGUGGAAACUUUUCUGUUUUUGCCGGCAACUCUUCAAGUGGAAACUUUACGGGUGGAAACUCCACAAGUGGUAAUUUUCCUGUCUAUGUCAUCAACCCUUCAGGCGGAAACUUCACAGACGGAAACUCGUCAGUCAUCAUCACCGGUAACUCCACCAACGGAAACUACAGCUCGUUUGACCAGGUUCCGAUAAUUGGCUAACUCCAACCCCGAGGAGAAGAAUGAAUGCCAUAAUCUCAACAUAGUCGAUCACAAAAUAAGAUCUGCUUAUCUCUGAAAGACUGAUUUGGAAACCACCAUGACAAGCCGUUAGAUGAAACUCUUCCAACCACAAAAAGUGUAUUUAACAAUUUUCCCUUACAUUUAAAUAUUUUACGAGAACGGUGUUGCAGCUGAUCAAAAUAAACCUCAGACAUGUUUCGUUGUCAGGCGAAAUUUUCCUUACUCAAAGUGUAUAAUGUAAUAUAAUACUGCCAUUGUGUAAAAUGUGAGGAUAACAUGACGAAAUUAAGUGGAAAAUAAAAUAAAUUAGCAUUUGAAGAACCAAGAAA
Aplysia californica (California sea hare) is the source of this 1600-nucleotide messenger RNA. RefSeq names its product secreted protein C. The coding region runs from base 88 to 1242 and encodes 384 amino acids. The transcript has 2 exons. Lineage: Eukaryota; Metazoa; Mollusca; Gastropoda; Aplysiida; Aplysiidae. The record is from RefSeq and is a predicted model, not a curated record.